Messenger RNA from Balaenoptera acutorostrata (minke whale), 2413 nucleotides. RefSeq names its product regulated endocrine specific protein 18 (gene RESP18). The transcript has 6 exons. Lineage: Eukaryota; Metazoa; Chordata; Mammalia; Artiodactyla; Balaenopteridae. The coding region runs from base 185 to 709 and encodes 174 amino acids. Gene Ontology annotation, cellular component: endoplasmic reticulum. The record is from RefSeq and is a predicted model, not a curated record.
UAAGGGUUGGGUAGGCGUCCGCAGGGGCAGGGCCCGCCGGCCAUUGGUCCAGCUGCCAAGGGAGCUUUGUGCAGAUCCAGUCUCGCUAGCGGGUGGGAAGCGACGGCCCCGCUCAGUCCCUCCAGCAGCUGUCUCUACCUUAUCUGCGACUUAGGUGGGGAGCCAGCGCACCAAGCCCGGGAGAAUGCAGCGCCCGCUGUGGCCUGGGGGCUUCCGGGGGCUCUGGCUGCUCCUCUGCUUCCUGCUGCUGAAGAGCCGCCCAGGGAGCGGCAGCGACGUUAGUGAUCACGAUGGUCAGGGCCAAGUGGGAGUGGGGCACCUCUGGACCCUCCAAGGAUUUACCUCUCCAGUCUUCCAGCAGUUGCAAGUUGUACUCCAGCAGAUUAUGCCCCAAGGUUUGUUCUGGAAGGAUGACAUGACCCAGGAUGUGAUGACACAGAAGAUGGGGCACAUUGGCAAACUCCACUCCCAGGAUCCAUGUGUGAGGAUCGGGCAGGCAGCCUUUCCCAGCAAAACCACCGGGGUGAGGGGCAAGCAAGGGGAGAAACUUCGACUCCUAUUCCCCAAGACCCCAAUGGUCAAGGUGAACAGGGAUCAGUGCUUUACCUCCAAAGUGGUUUCGAAGGCCCUGAAACGAGAGGUGACCAACCCUGUCAAGGGCUUCUUUGAGUCACCCCCCACUGUGGGCCACAACCUUGUCGCUGAUUGAGACCUAAUGCGAAGUUGCUUUGCCCCAGUACCCUCCCCAUUGCCCUCUGGAGGGGCAGUUCCAGGAUGACCGAAAUCUGGAUCAUUAAAGUGGCUUUGAUGCAAACUCUCUGUGACUUGCCCUGAGGCAGGAUGGGUCAGGUUUGGACCUGGCCACAGCCUUCAAAGUGAGAGAGGUGGGACCAGAACAAGGGUUGCGGUGAGGAGAGCACACCUCCUCUCUGCUGCCGGAGGCUGCUUCUGUCUUGUUUUCCUUCCAGUGGCCAUUCCUGAAGUGAGGAAAGCAAGGAUGGGACCACAGCUGGAAUGGCAGCCUUCUUUACGCACAUCCAGCUAUGCUGUGUGGUCUAGUUGCCCAUACUUCCAUGUCAGACAGGCCUGCACUCUGCUGUUUUAUGAGGGUCUCCCACCUCCAGUAUUACAGCCCCUGCCAGUGCUCUCCCACUCUUUGUGCUCUCAAGAAUCAACAUAGAAGUGCUGUAAUCAAAGUGUACACACAUUAAAUGUUUUGCUGACUCUUGCCAGUUUGCUCCUGGUAGCUUAAAAUCUUACAAGGGAGGGAGUAAUCUGAUCACUCAUGCUCAGCCCAGCCAAAUACCAGAAUGUCCUAUUUGCAAAGCUUUAUACUUCCCAAGGUACUCUCAUACAUCAGAGGUGUAAGCAUGUGGGCAGAUACCAAAAUUUAGUUUCUCUAAAGAACUGGCACUUGGCCACACAUCUCAUGCAUUUAAGCAACCCAGAGAAAUUAAGUAACUAGGUCUUGAUGGCACCGAUUCUUGCUCAUGCUGCUGUUUUUGCCCUCUCCCCCUCUAUUCGUUGUGUUCAGGAAUGUACCUAAACCCAGCACUAGACCAGUCAUAUUCAUUUGUACCUAGUUCUCAUUAAAUUGGGCAACCCCUGCUACUCACCCACAUUUCCCCCUCAUUCAUUCCCUCUUUCUUUCCAAGACAGAAAAUGGGGAGAAGAAGACGAGCAUUUUUAAAAGGAAAGUAAGUUUAGUUCUUAUUGCAGAGGGGCAGAUUAUAUGAUUUGGAUCAUAUUAUUUGAUAGAAAAUGGGAAGCCACUGAAGGUCUGUUGAGCAAGGGAGUGACACAAUGAAAGCUGAGCUUUAGAAGAACAAUCUCACAUUUCUGUAGAAGGAUGGGUUAGGGAGUAGGAGAAAUGUGGCAACAUUCUAGAAAGACUGUUGAAAUAGUGCAGUGUGCCACACAAGGACCUGAACUUGAGUGAAAGAGGACAUAUAAGAGAGAUAUUUUGAAGGAUGAAUUAAUAGGCCUUGGCAACUGUUAGGGGUUGAAUCCUGUCCCCCCCAAAAUUCAUAAGUUGAAGUCCUAAUCUCCUGUACCUCAGAACAUGACCUUAUUUGGAAAUAGGAGUGUUACAGAUGUAAUUAGUUAAUUUAAGAUGAGGUCAUUCAGGUGGGCCCUAAUCCAGUAUGACUAGUAUCCUUAUAAAAAGGGGAAAUUUGGAGACAGACAUGCAUAGAGGGAAGAUGACAUGAAGAGAUACAGGGAGAAGAUAGCCACCAACAAGCCAAAGAGAGAGGCCUGGAACAGCUCCUUCUAGCCCAAGAAGGAACAAACCCUUAUAACACGUUGAUUUUAAACUUCUAGCCUCCAGAACUGUGAGACAAUAUAUUUCUAUUGUUUAAGUUCCCCAGUUUGUGGUAUUUUGUUACAGCAGCCUUAGGGAACUAAUACAGGU